AUGCUCCAAGCCGUAGGCUUGAUUCUCCAGGUCGCACCCUUCCGCAGCAAACCUUGCUUCUUCCCCGUAAAUGGAGCCGGCUUCCUGGAGCAACAACCGCCUCCAGUUUCGGCGAUUGUAGACCAAGAUGGAUUCUCAGAGGUACAGGAGGCCUUGUUGGACGAGUCAAUAGAGACAACCCCUGUGGGUCUGCAGCAGGAGCUACUGAGGCAAUCCUUCCCAGUAGUGCCCUUUGCGUUAGAAGGGCUGCUAGGUCUCGGAGACCGCACUCUUUUCCGUGCAGGCGACUUCCUCGUAGAGAUUCCGCUGGCGCAGCAAGAGUCAACAGAUGCACGCGAGAGAGACAUCUGCGAUGGCCUUCGAGAACACUUUCUUUGA
Molecule: messenger RNA, 378 nt
Organism: Penicillium alfredii
Lineage: Eukaryota; Fungi; Ascomycota; Eurotiomycetes; Eurotiales; Aspergillaceae
Exons: 1
Coding region: 1-378 (125 amino acids)
Source: RefSeq, a predicted model, not a curated record